CGAUCGGAGACUGAAGCAGGGAAGCUGAUUCACUCGGCGCGAGUACAGUUCGAGAGAGAGAGGCGAGACCGCGAGCAGCAGAGAGAGCAGGAGAAGGCGGAAACAGAGAGAUUAGAAAAGGAACGAGAGAAGGAGAGAAUAGAAUCAGAGAGGGAAGAGCAGGAGAGGAGAGAGAGACAGCAGGCGGCAGGAAAGGGGAAGGAGAAGGUAGCUGUUGGGAGUGGUGCGGAGGGGCAGGACGGUGCGUCUGCGAUGGAGAUUAGCGAAGGGGAAGGGAAGGAGAUGGAGGAGGAUGGAGAAGAGCCGGUGGCGAGCGGGAAACUGAAACCAACCUUGGGCAACGGAGCGGACCUGGGGCGAUACUCCUUCUCACAGACUCUGGGGGAAUUGAAUCUGGCGAUUCCCCUGCCUGCGGGCACCAAGGCACGGGGAGUGACAGUGGAGAUCAAGAAGACGAGGCUGGUGGCUGGGUUGAAGGGGCAGGCGCCUGUGCUAGAGGGCGAGCUGUGGGCGCCAGUCAAGGUGGAUGACAGCAUUUGGAGUAUCGAGGACAACCCUGGGGGCGGUCGCACCCUCUCCAUUCUCCUCACCAAGAUCAAUCACAUGGAGUGGUGGAGUGCGGUGGUGAGGGGCGAGCCGGAGAUCGACACUCAGAAGGUGGAACCCGAAAAUAGCAAGCUGGGCGACCUUGAUGCUGAAACGAGGCAGACUGUAGAGAAGAUGAUGUAUGACCAGCGGCAACGCCAGAUGGGGUUACCAACGAGUGAGGAGCAGCAGAAGCAGGACAUUCUCAAGAAGUUCAUGGCUCAGGUGGGUGGUCUCCGGGGCUCUGGUGGGGGUUUUCUUGGGCUCAUGUGGGUUCUCAGUUGGGCUUUUUUUAGGCUCUGGUGGGUGCUACCUGUGUUCAAGUUUCCCAAGGAGCGUCUGGAUUCUUUCAACCUGCUCUUGUCGUUCCGCCCGUUCCUUCCCUCGCUUGCCUUUCCACUAUGA
Molecule: messenger RNA, 990 nt
Organism: Closterium sp. Naga37s-1
Lineage: Eukaryota; Viridiplantae; Streptophyta; Zygnematophyceae; Desmidiales; Closteriaceae
Source: the annotation of a GenBank genome assembly